Messenger RNA from Baudoinia panamericana UAMH 10762, 1836 nucleotides. RefSeq lists its product as uncharacterized. The transcript has 2 exons. The coding region runs from base 1 to 1836 and encodes 611 amino acids. The record is from RefSeq and is a predicted model, not a curated record. Gene Ontology annotation, molecular function: chromatin binding. NCBI's taxonomy places the organism in Eukaryota, Fungi, Ascomycota, Dothideomycetes, Mycosphaerellales, Teratosphaeriaceae. Gene Ontology annotation, cellular component: pericentric heterochromatin. Gene Ontology annotation, biological process: negative regulation of transcription by RNA polymerase II; chromatin organization.
AUGCCACCUCUUGCGCAUGUCAAGAUCCCGUUGUAUAUACCCACUCUGCCGGUUAGCCGACAGUCACAUGCAGGUACUAGCUACGAAAGCAAAGCACAAUAUCGACCGAGGGUGUACGGUGACGCACCACUUUCUGUCAAGCCUUCCGAAGAUGCCCCAGCCAACGCGCGUAUCAUUGGACGUGUGAUCGAGCCCACUGGAUCUGUCUACCAGUUGAGGAUAGGCGACGUUGAGAUACACGAUGUUGGCAUCGAUGAGAUACUAGACUAUGUUUCGCCAGAAUGCCUGGAAGAAUACGAGCACCAGCAGUUUGAGGAGGAAGCGGAGCUAAGGCGAAUUGCAGAGAUCGAGGCUGAGCGACAGGAAGCCGAGAGACGGGAACGUCAGAGGCAUCGAGCGAAGCUUAAAGGCGUUGUUGGCUAUAGCGAUGACCGCAGUGAGCUCGAUGUGGGUGCGAGCGGUGAAGGAUCUGAAGCUCCUGCUGGCAGACAUGGUCGAGCACGACCUUCUUACAAGCAGCUGUUCAAGAAGUUUAAAGAACGGCGGCGCAGAAGGCGAAACCCUGUCACGGGCGAGCUCAUGCCACUGAGUGAUGCCGAAGAUGAUGCUCUCGAACUGGAGUCUUCGGCUGAUGACGAGCCGCAAGCGACGCUCUCGAGCUUAGCAUCUUCCGCGCCUGCAGAGCAACACAAGCGUCGUAGACGGAAGCGAGAUCCUUUGACUGGCGAGCUUCUGCCGCUCGACAUUCUCCCACAGAGGGUGAGCUCCAAGAAGAAGAGGCAAAGGCGACGCAGACACCCGCUAACCGGAGAGCUGAUGCCGAUCGGCUGGCGUUAUGACCCGGAUAUGCCUCCCGCGAGGCAAGAAAGCAAUUCUGUCCUCGCUGGAACCAUUCCUGUCUCACCCGCUUUCGACAGAUUAAGCAUAUCCGACGAGCAUCCCGCAAAGCGUGCGAGGUUCGACAGCGAACUGUCAUCAGACCUCCCGCAGUCAGACGUAGAGAGUCAGGAAGCGUCUGAGGCGAUGCCGGCAGAACAGCAACUGACAAUCUCUGACGUAAAGACGCCGCCAAAACCUCUACUCAGUGCAAGUCGGGGGCAGUUGGGCGUCCCUGCUGCUCUACAAUCUGCUGCUACGUCCUCUGCACCCGAAACGUCGCCAGAGCCGUAUCACGGAACUUCAUUACAACGACGACUGAUAGCUGCUAACACAGAUAUUGACAACUCAGAAGGACACAGCGCCGAGAGCGAGGAGGGCGAGUUCAACAUCGAUGCGAUUUUGGAUCACAAGUUAUCCGAUCCACGAACGCAUGCGCCUGAACACGGUAAGAAGGCAGUUAUGCUCUAUCUGGUGAAAUGGGAGGGCUACGAUGAGCCGUCCUGGGAACCCGUGGAAAGCUUUCCUGACCGCAGCGUCGUGGAACACUACCACGGCAUGCUAAAAGGACGCCAAAUCUCAGACGAGCGAGCUGAGGAAGCCAAUAUAGAUGGAGCAUCACCGAAGCUCGUCCGGUCGUCUAAGGCUGACAGUCGGACUUCCUUGAGCCUGAGUGCUCCGGCCCCGAAACACAGCAGCCCGCCCCAGGCUAUGCAUGAUGCGCAGGACAGUGAGGAGGAAGUGGACGACGGUAGCUUCGAAAUCGAGGCUAUUGUCGCGCACCACAUGUCUGACCCACGAACCCACCGCCCGGAGUACGGUAAGCAUCCUGUCAUGCUUUACCAAGUGAAGUGGAAAGGCUACAACAACACAACGUGGGAACCGAUCGAAAGCUUUGAAGAUCUGAGCAUCGUGAAUGACUACAGAAGCCAGGCUGGCCUACCGAUACGCGACGCUUGA